Messenger RNA from Plasmodium reichenowi, 1722 nucleotides. RefSeq names its product mitochondrial carrier protein, putative. The transcript has a single exon. NCBI's taxonomy places the organism in Eukaryota, Apicomplexa, Aconoidasida, Haemosporida, Plasmodiidae. Gene Ontology annotation, biological process: transmembrane transport. The record is from RefSeq and is a predicted model, not a curated record. Bases 1 to 1722 code for a protein of 573 amino acids.
AUGGAUAUAUCAAGCAAAAAUGAGGAAGAGAAAAAAAAAAAUAAAAAUAAAAAUAAAAUCUUAGUAUGUGGACUAAUUUCAGGAAUACUCACAAAAACACUGUUUGCUCCCUUUGAUCGUAUAAAACUAUUUUAUCAAAUCCAACCCAUGUUUAAUCAAUAUAAAAAAGAAGAAAAAAGAAAUUUAGAAAAAGAAAAACACAAUUAUCAUAAUAAAAAAGUUGCAAUCCUUAAUCAUAACAUUAUUUUAAAAAAUGCUACGAAUGUAGAAAAUAAAUUAAAGUCAAAUAAUCAACAAAAUUUAUGCUUUUCCAAAAAUGAUGACAAAACAAAGUUACGCUUCCAUUUGGUUAAAAGACAAAAUGUGAUGUUUCUAAAUUUUAAAAAAAAAAUAAAUUCAUUGAAAGGAAUAAAUAAAAAUAAAAAUCAAAUAAAUAAAUUAAAUAAAAUAAAUCAUCAUCAUGAUCAUAAUCAUAAUCACCCUCAUAAUAAUAAUAAUAAUUAUUCUUAUAAUUAUUAUCGAAUGAUACAAAAUCAAAAUAUCAAACAUGACUUUUUUUCAACAUAUAACAAAAAAGUAGGUACAAAAAAUAUAAAUAAGUAUAUCCCAAGUUAUUAUAAUAUUCAUAAUAGCCCUCAUAAAAUGUGUAAAAAAAUAUUACUUAAUUAUUACCCAAACAUAAAUCAUAUUCAUAAUAAUAUAAAACAUAUGAAACAUAUCAAACAUAUCAAACUUGUAAAUAAAAAUUAUAAAAAUCUAUAUCGUAAUAGAAAUAAUAAUAUAACAUAUAAUUUUGGAAAGCAAAUAAAAUAUAUUCAAAGAUCAUACAUUAAAAAUCAACAGGCAUCAAUAAAAUAUCGGAAUAUUAUACAAAGCUUCUUUUUUAUUAUAAAAGAAGAAGGGGUUUUAGGAUUAUGGAAAGGUAAUUUUGUUAAUACGAUAAGAGGUGGAAUUGUAUAUUCAGCUAAAUUUGGAACGAAUGAUAUAAUUAAAGAUAAAUUAAAAAAAGCAAAAAUAAAACAAAAAAAUGUUUACAAUAAUAAUAAUAAUAGUAUGGAUAUACAAAAUAGUUGUCAAAAUAAUAGUAAUAUUUUAACAAACAAUACAUUUAAUUAUUAUGAAAGUAUAACAGCUGGAUAUAUUUCGGGAAUUAUACAAAAAACUCUGUCAUAUCCAUUAGAUUUAUUAAGUAUACGUAUGGCUCUAGGUGUCAAUGAAAAAUAUUUAACAAAUAAUAAUCAUAUUUUAUAUAAAAAAAAAUCAAUUAUGGAAAUGAUAUAUGAAAUAAUACAAAAAGAAGGAUUUUCUGGUUUCUACAAAGGAUAUAUUCCAACAUUAUUAACAGGAGUACCAUAUGUUACAUUACAAAUGUUAUUCUUUGACUUUUAUAAAAACAUAUUCCAAACAUAUUCAUCAAACCAUUAUAAUAAUAUUCCUACUUUAGCUUUGUAUUCAUCAUUAGCAGGAUCUUUAAGUAAUCUUACAUCACUAAUUAUUGUUUUCCCAGGAGAUACCGUAAGAAAAAGAAUGAUGAAUAAUGGUAUUGAUAAUAAAAAUUAUAUUUAUAAAAAUACUUUACAUUGUAUAAAAAAUAUUUAUUAUCUUGAAGGAAUUCGAAAUUUUUAUCAUGGAUUAUUUCCAUCAAUGUUGAAAUGUAUACCUUCAGGUGCUAUACAAUUUAUGUCCUACGAAAUAUUAAAGCAUCUCGUCUCAAAAAAUUAA